Molecule: messenger RNA, 2231 nt
Organism: Ananas comosus (pineapple)
Lineage: Eukaryota; Viridiplantae; Streptophyta; Magnoliopsida; Poales; Bromeliaceae
Product: basic leucine zipper 61
Exons: 4
Coding region: 828-1829 (333 amino acids)
Biological process (GO): regulation of DNA-templated transcription
Molecular function (GO): DNA-binding transcription factor activity
Source: RefSeq, a predicted model, not a curated record
CUCAUUAUAGAACACAACCAGGUACUAGUAACUCCGCCCAAAAAAUUUCGCAAAAUAAAACCAUUGCAUUCACAUUAUUCCCAAAUAAUUUCCCAUCUACGCGCUCUUACGCAUCGCUUUCGUUGUAAUCCGAUCCCGUCGAGUUCUUAUUCUUCGCCGCAAUGCAUUAAUUUUUAUUUUUUCUCGCAUUUUUCGGUGGGAAUUUGAUUUUUUUUAAGGGCUUUUGUUGGAGGUUUUGAAGUGUUUUUGGUGCGAAUACGUGGUUAGGGUUGUGUCGCUGCUUUUUUUCCUCGUUGUUUUGGAGUUGGAUUGAUGUUACUGUUCGAUUGGUGAUGUUUUAGAUAUCCGGUUUCUAGGGUUUUAAUUUUUUGGAGCGCAAUGUGCUCUUCUUGAUCUCGGGAGCAAUGCGAUCGUUGUGAUUGAAGCUUGCUUUGAUCGCCAUUAAUGUCUCCAGGGUAGUGGUGGAGAGAUUAGUGUAAUGCCGUUGAUUUCGGCUUGGAUUUUGAUGUGUUAGAGCAAUAAAAUGGGGAGUUCUAGGGUUUUUCCCUGAUUGGGCUUUAGGUUUGUGGGGUUUAAGAUCAUCUCAAGUAAUGCCUUGCAAUAUAGCUUCAGAGUUCUUUGUUGAUGUGUGCAUUUUUAUGUUUUACAGUGUUUUGGAACUUGUUUCAGUGAUUACUGUUUGUUGGAAUGAAUACUAGCACUUCGGAUUAUUUGCAUUGUUGUUAUCUUCACAGUUUUGGGGUUUCUGGUACAGGAACAAGAGGAAGAUGUAGAAAGGAUAUGUUUACAGAAGCUGAGGAGAAGCUAUUCCUAUAAUUUUUGUCACUAUGAGUCGCCCUGCAAACCUCCCCCCUCGUUUCCCACUUCUGAACCGGAGUUCCCUUCCCCGAACUCCGGACUCCCCAUCUGGAACUACGAAUAGAGACGGUACAUUGUUCACGCAACAGCAUAGGUCACCCUCCCAAGCAUCAUUCACUGAACAACCAUCUUGGUUCGACGACCUCUUGACUGAACCGGAGAGAAUUCCGUCCGGAAGCUCUCUUCGGAGAGCUUCGAGCGAUUCGGCUGUUAUGUUAAAUGUUUUGACUAGUUUUCAAAGCCCAAUCUUCCCAAUUCAUGAAGAUGAUUCGAUAUCGAAUGAGGAUUCAGAACAAUUGUCCGAAAUUAAGGUGGAAGGUGAGAUUGGGUGUCGGAUUGAGGCUAGCUGUGUUUAUGGCCCUAAUUCGCCUAGGCAGAAGAGUCGGUUAACCACUUCGGAGAGCUCGAUGGUGAAUGCUGUGCUGGAAAAUGUUCCUCGUAAUCCUCUGCAGUACUUAACUGCUGAUUUGGCACCUUGUUCAAACAUUAGCGAGUCUAGUGUUAAAGUAGAUGCAAAUAGUGUUGCUGCUGAUCCUGAUCCAGAGAAGGCAUCAAGAAGGCGAUCUGGGCAAAGAUCUCGGGUUCGCAAACUUCAAUAUAUAGCUGAACUCGAGAGAGCUGUUGACUCACUUCAGACUUUGGGAGCUGAGUUGGCAGCGAGAGUUGCUUCUCUCUUUCAGCUGCGAGCGGCGCUUUCUCUUGAAAAUAACCAAUUGAGGAGGCAGAUUGCCAGCCUUCGUCAGGAGAAAGUAUUUAAGGAUGGUCAGAUGCAGUCGCUGAAGAACGAAGCUGAGAAGCUGAAGCUGAUUUCCAGCCGCCACCGAAGAAGCAGAAGCACCGCCUCUUGCUUUGAGGCAAACAUUCCUUUCGAGACGGACCCUUCAGCGGUUAACUGGAAGAUGCUGGAUAUGGGAAAGCUCAAUCUAAGCGGGACUCAGUCCCCACCCAGUCAGGGCAUUCGACGCUUGUAACCACGGUUCAUCCCCUCACCGCUCUCUAGUCCGAUUAACUUUCCGAAAAGCUGGCUCAUUCUUUCAGGUUUGAUUACGCCCUCUUCAGCUAACACGAUCACCCACUAGCUGCUAAUGGUUUUUUUUUCUGAGACUCUUAAAACUUGUUGGAUCCAUAGUUAGUGUCUUCUCUCUCCUUAAUAGUUUAUACAUUGAUUGACAGAUGCUUUUUAGCUUGUUUAGUGUGUGCUUUACCUGUAGAUUUGAUUUUACAGGGAGAGGAAGCAUUGGGCCAACUACUAUUGUUGGUUUAUAGUUUUCCAUAAAAACUGCAAGUAGAUAGCCAUAACUCUGUUGAUCUUUUUUUCUCUUUUGGGUGCUUGUGAUCUAGUUGCAUGAAUAUGUUUACCACUUGGAUUUGAA